AUGGCACUAACUACAAAACACAUUGACGUAAAUUAUGAAGCAGAACUCGAAACGAUAAAAAAUUUUCUUGAAAAGUUCAAGUCGGCAAAACCAAGGAUUGAAGUUGAAGAAGAUUCUAUGGAUAUAGACCUUUAUGGCAUCGAAGGGCCUCCCGAAGAAUUUUCCUUUAAGUAUAUGGAACAACUCCAAAAAAUUGCGAAUCGCGAGCAAGAUUCAUUGAUAAUAGAACUCGAUGAUGUGUCUUCAUUUAUUAACAGAGAAAACAACGAUUUAGUUGGAAGAAUAAUAAGGAAUGCAAAACAUUACAUUGACGUAUCCCUUCGUGCAACUGAUGCGUUAAUGCCAGCACCAACAAAAGAGAUCAGCUACACGGAUGAUGUUCUAGAUGUUCUGAUGGCAAAAAGGAAAGAGAGAGAGCAACAAAAAAGUGCACAAGCCGUCUCAUUCCCACCAGGUUUGACCAGGCGACACGACAUCUAUCUCAAACCAUUAUCAACAUUGAAUAUUUCUCCUUUGGCUGUACGUGAAGUGACUGGUGGAUAUUUAGGCCAUCUGGUCACUAUACGAGGGAUUAUUACGCGUGUUUCCGAUGUGAAGCCAUUCUUGCUUAUCAACACAUAUGCUUGCGAUAUAUGUGGAGACGAAGUUUUUCAAGAAAUCACCAAAAAGAGCUUUAUGCCGUUGAUUGAUUGUCCAUCGGCUCAAUGUAAACUUAACAAAGUACCUGGAAAGUUAGUCAUGGAAACCCGAGCCAGCAAAUUUUUGCCAUUUCAAGAAGUGAAAUUACAAGAAGAGACCAAUCAAGUACCAGUUGGGCAUAUUCCGAGAACGAUGACCAUUCAUUUGUAUGGCAGUAUGACAAGGACUUUAAAUCCCGGUGAUAGAGUGGAUGUAGCUGGAAUCUACUUGCCUACUCCUUAUACUGGUUUUAAGGCAAUACGUGCCGGUCUAUUAACUGACACUUAUCUUGAAGCACAAUAUGUCGGACAACUUAAAAAACAAUACGACAAAAUGGAAAAAACUCCUGAAAUCGAAAGAAAGAUCCAGGAGUUAAGUAAAGAUCCAAAUAUUUACACACGACUGGCACAAAGUAUUGCACCAGAAAUAUUUGGACACGAGGAUGUAAAAAAGGCUUUGCUAUUAUUGCUCGUGGGUGGAGUUACGAAAACAACAGGGGAUGGAAUGAAAAUUCGUGGUGAUCUCAAUGUUUGCUUGAUGGGAGACCCGGGUGUAGCCAAAUCGCAACUAUUGAAAUUUAUUUCAAAAGUUGCGCCUCGUGGAGUGUACACUACUGGUCGAGGUAGUUCAGGUGUCGGUCUUACAGCAGCUGUUAUGCGUGAUCCCGUAACUGAUGAAAUGGUUCUAGAUACUGAUCGUACCGCUAUUCACGAAGUAAUGGAGCAACAAACUAUAAGUAUUAGCAAAGCUGGAAUAACUACUACACUAAACGCACGUACAUCAAUCCUUGCUGCAGCCAAUCCUUUAUAUGGUCGAUAUAAUCCAAAAAUCUCACCAGUACAAAAUAUUAAUCUACCAGCGGCUCUACUUUCACGUUUUGAUGUUCUAUUUUUAAUAUUGGACUCACCCAGCUUGACAGGUGAUACUGAAUUGGCCCAGCAUGUGGUCCACGUUCACACUCAUGAGAAUCAUCCUUCGUUAGAUUUUGAACCACUCGAAGGUCAAAUGAUUAGAUAUUACGUUGCAGAAGCUCGUUCGAAACGACCAGUUGUAUCUAAAGAUGUAUCCGACUAUAUCGUCGAUUCCUACGUAAGACUUAGACAAAACCAAGUAGAGGAUACAGCACGCAAACGCGAAUUUACCUAUACCAGCGCGCGUACACUCUUAGCAGUUCUGCGAAUGUCACAAGCUUUAGCUCGAAUUCGCCUCAGCGACGUUGUAAUACAGAAUGAUGUGGACGAAGCUUUAAGGCUAAUCGAUGUCUCCAAAGCUUCCCUUAACGUAGAAAGAGAAGUUGUUGAUGGCGAUACUUCAAUUAGCACAAGGAUUUAUGAGCUUAUUCGUGAAAUGUAUAAUCGAUUACCUGAAAAUGAAGGUGAAGAUGAUUCCUUGAGACAACUUAAGAUUGUUGAUAUACGAGAUCGGGCGUAUGCCAAAGGAUUCACAAGUGACCAGUUGCAAGAAUGCUUUGAUGAAUAUUCGAAUUUGAAUGUAUGGAUGAUUGAUAACAAUCGACGUUAUUUAACAAUGGCUUAUUAA
This is a messenger RNA of Ambispora gerdemannii, 2217 nucleotides long. NCBI's taxonomy places the organism in Eukaryota, Fungi, Glomeromycota, Glomeromycetes, Archaeosporales, Ambisporaceae. The record is from the annotation of a GenBank genome assembly.